Messenger RNA from Phycodurus eques (leafy seadragon), 6729 nucleotides. RefSeq names its product zinc finger and BTB domain containing 22a (gene zbtb22a). Gene Ontology annotation, biological process: regulation of transcription by RNA polymerase II. The record is from RefSeq and is a predicted model, not a curated record. Gene Ontology annotation, molecular function: DNA-binding transcription factor activity, RNA polymerase II-specific; protein binding; RNA polymerase II cis-regulatory region sequence-specific DNA binding. The transcript has 4 exons. NCBI's taxonomy places the organism in Eukaryota, Metazoa, Chordata, Actinopteri, Syngnathiformes, Syngnathidae. Bases 3348 to 5294 code for a protein of 648 amino acids.
AAUGUAUUGGAAUAAAAGUGAAAGUUACCAGAAAUAUAGAAAAACUAAGUAAAGAACAUGUAUCUAAAAAUUCUACAAAAUGCAGGAACAAAGUAUUUGUUCUGUGUCACAGACUGCAACCAAGUACAUCUUUAGUUCUCUAGCUCAGAAAAUCUGUCUGCGAGUGAGCGAAAAGGAACCACGUUGACACGGCAGCCGAAGCACUAUCAUGUCAAAGUGUAAGGACAGAUUAGCAUUAGCUAACAGUGUUAAGGUAGGGAAAGCUGGGCUCUCAUUUGGCCCAGAAGUACUUUAGGCAGGAUGAGUGCUGGCUCAUGCAUGAAACACCUCCAACCCAAAUUUAGCCAAUUUCACCAAGUAAUUGUAAAUUCUUGAUCCUCGGGGUAUUUUGACAAAAGCAUGCAGCGGACAUCUUAAGUCAUCUAAGAACCUUGCCGAAAAUGCGAAACAAAUGCUCCUCAAAUCUUGAAAUCGUUCUAUUCAAUUAACAAAAAACAAACUUAGCUACAAAUAACAUUUAUUUUCCAGGGAUUACAUGAGUCAGAAGCGACAAAGCCAAUCAAUGGUGUUGUGUGGAGAUUAACACGCUGUUUCAUCACCGCAAGAUUCAUAUGCGUGCCUAAUGAAGUGUCUAGUGAGUGGACAGUAUUUUUCCACAGAAUGCUAUCAAACAGCAAAUAGGGGGCUGCGCGCAAGGUCAACACUGCUGUGUGUCAGAGAUAUUGACAUCCGAGCACGAUCGUCUGUCCGACUGGAUGCGUGCGUGCGCAAACACAAAUACUGCGGACUUCUCUAAAGAAACGUUUCUCAACAAUGACAGCCGUUCCCUCACUUGCACAAAGUCGACCUCUCCUUUGGCCUUGAAGUACCAUUCGACAGUGGCAGUAGCUUUGACCUCGCUCCUCCUCUUGCAGGAGAGGCAGCCCAGUUUGAAGCCUUGGCCCACCACCGCCUCUGUGUCCGACUCUGGCUCUGCACACGCCCCAUCGCAUCGGUGCACUGUUUGCAUGUUACAACGAUACACACCAAUUGCAUUCACAUUGUGUUUGUUUAGGCACAAAACAUGAAGCCAGGGAGAAACUCACCCAAAAAUGUGCAGGAGAGGAAAAGGAGCAGGAUGUGAAUAGCAGUCAUGUCACUGGUUAUACCGUUCUAUUGGGACAAGGGGCCUCACAAAGUUCUUUUAAACGCCGAAUUUUAGUUUUCCUCUUGACAGUUAUUGAUCAUAUAUAUAUAUAUAUAUAAUGCUUUUUAUUUGAAGAAUACUGCAGAUAUUAAGAAAUGUAGUUCAAUAAACUGCAUCCUAGCAGCUACACAUGCAUUGUAAUGGGCAAAAUACAUCCACCUACAGGCCUCUCAAAGAGAUGAUAGUACUUUGGUAGUACUUUGGCCCCAGUCAACAGUUCCCUGCUGAUUCUAGUAUUUAUUGCGACAAAUUAUUGCUGCAGACAAUUUUAACUGUCCUGAAGUUUACACGUCAAAUUGAUGGGCUUCUUCUGCUUUUAUUUAUAAAAAGAAGCACGUGUAACAUUCCACUUCAUGCUAAGACUCACAGUGUCCUCCGGAAUUUCACCUUGAGAUUGUAUUACUUUCCCCCUGAGGUUGUUAAAAUGAGAUUUGACAUCAUUGCACCAUCUUGGAAGUAGAUGCACUCAUCUCUAAUGUUGUCAAGCGACAGACGUUAAAUCUUUUGUGUUUACAUGCGCAACAUAUGCCAUCAACUGACUCUACAUUACGGACACGAAGUGCAAAUAAUAUCACUUUAAAAUCUAUAGCAGCCGGUUUGUACGAACAUAAACAGCAAUCUAAACAUUGUUCAUCUGAAUCUGAUCGCGUGCUGUCGUCAAUUGAAUGAAUCCUCCUGCGGGGCGAAAUGUGACGUCGUCCCCCACGAUGGCGGCGGUUUGUCGAAAACGGGGAAUUUCAGCUAUCUAAUCGAAUCAGCCCUUAUUGCUGGUAGGAAAGAAUCCUCGGUCGCGCUGGCAUUGUCGAUCAACUUGCAGGCGCGCAACCAAAUCCGUCAUUCACCAGAGGAACCCAAAAGCCACGUACGUCCUUGGUGCUGUCACAGUGCCUACUGAUGCUGCGCCACAGCGCACAGCAACACUUCUUUCUGCCUUUGCUCUCAGUUGAUGCUGCAGAUGUACUGCGGUGUAAAAUGACCCAUUUACGCAAUGACAGCAGCUGCUUGGAUUCCACCACUCCUUUUGUUUGUUUGGUUUUUUGGUUUUCAUUUGCCUGCUAUCUUAUCCCGUAAAAUUAAUUAGAUAUCAUUUUUAAAAUGCUAGUUUAAGACGAGCAGUGAUAGGAUAGUUAGGUGUACUGGCUCUUUAAGAAGAUUCUGGCUGGACUAGGUGAUCUCAAGGUUCCUUCUCCUGACAUUCUCUAAUCUCGUAUGUCGGCCUCGGUUUUUAUUUCCAACAAAACAAUUGGACGAAAAUGUAAAAAGCAAGCUAUCUUUGCGUAUAAUUCGUUCAAUGGCAUAGAAAUGGACUAGGUGUCUCAUCUCCGUUUAGUCUAAUUUAUUUGUCGGUCUUACUUUUAAUUUACCAACAAAAUAAUUGAAAAAAAGUGUUUUUAAAACACGGGUGACAAUUUUUUUUACAUAUACACUUCAUUCAAUAUUACAGCAAGAAAUAUGCUAGUUGUCGAAGGUUAUUAGGAAGGACUGGCCCUUUAAGAACCCGUCUCCUGUCAUUCUCAAUGUCAUAUAUGCCUUACGUUCAUCACCGCGAACAACAAAAACGAACAGAAGUCGGGCAACCUGUUUCACGCGUAUCUUAUUAUCCCGAUCUGGACCUACAACAUGCUGGACAAACUUAUACGGAUCAGGUGAUCGAAAACUGUCGAGAAAGAGUGCUGCAAUGGUAAAGUGUAGUGUACUGGCCCUUUAAGAACCUCCUCGCUCGCAGGACGAGGCGACCCAGUGGCACCAACUCUCAUGUCAUAAUGUGCCGGUCUCACUUUUAUUAACACCUAAACAAAACAAGCCCAUGUGAUAAUAUUACACGCCCCUUUGGGUUGGUUGUUGUGGAGUAAUAUUGAAGGUAUUUCCACGUUUCCUUCCUAAAGGCCAAUCACGAUGAUGUGAUGCUCUUUAGCCAGCCAGUUAGCAUCAGUGCAACAGCGUCGUAAACAACAGCCGAGCUGCUGUUAAGUCUUGCUAGCUUUCUAUAUAUAUUAUACAGAUAUACAUAUAUAUAUAUAUAUAUAUAUAUGUAUGAAUUUACUUUUAAAUGUAACAACAAAAAAGACACAUUACACGCUGUAACCUGGAGCAUGCCGGAAGACGCGACGCAUUCCAAAUAAAAGCGCAGGGCAAAGAUUUCGCUCAGUAUUGCGUGACUAUGGAUCCGAGCUCCAGUGCUUCGACUGUUCCAGGUGCUUUGACCGUGCAAGUGUGUUUCCCCUCUGUGCGCGCUGCUCUUCUGGACAAUCUGAAUCACCAGCGAGAGGAGGGCCGGCUGUGUGACCUCUCUAUCCAUGUGCAAGGCAAAGUGUUCAAGGCCCACCGCUGUGUGCUCGCUGCAUCCUCGCCUUACUUCCAUGAUCAGGUGUUACUGAAGAAUGUGACAACGGUUUCCCUCCCCUCAGUCAUGGACCCAGUGGCGUUUGAGAGCGUGCUGAGUUCUGCUUACACAGGCCAGCUGAGCAUCGUUCACGAUGACAUCGUCAACUACGUCACCGUGGCCAGUUUCCUCCAGAUGUGGCACAUCGUGGACAAAUGCACCGAGAUCCUAAAGAGACCCCGACCCUCGGCAGAAGUAACCCUGCCGGAUGCCUCAGUAGUUCAUGCCGGCAGCGCAUCCAGACAGCAGUCACCGAGCAGCACCGACUGCUUGUAUCUAGAGAGAGAGGGGAGAAGGAAAGAGGCUAAGCCUGACGCUUUGCCUCCUUUGGCUACUUGGAGGCGCCCGCAGCAGUUUUUAAGAUGGGGGAGCUCACGGCCUUCCUCUGCGCAGCACUUGGCCGACUCCCAACUGGAUGCCCUCCCAUACGCAGAGAGCGAUUACACCUGCUGCGAAGAGACGUGCGACGGCAAAAGCGGCCAUUUCGGCCACAAUUGUCCCAGUGCGGAGGUACGAAAGCAGAAACUCAGGUGUCAGCCUCGAGGAGCUCUGCAGUGUGUUGACGGUGAAGCACCACAGAGCAAGAAGAAUGAGAAAAGAGAGCUUGAAGCUGAUGAAGGAGUCGGAGAAGGUGGGGUGGAGAAGAAGGAAGGAUUUGCACAAACGGGUCAUUGUGGAGACUUGCAGCCCAUGUUAGUAGAGAAUGAAGAGUCAAGACGAGCCAUGGGGAAGGUGAGUUUGGUGGACGUACGAGAUAAAGCACAGAUGUUGUCCAGUGUCCCGCCUUGCCAUAAAGCCGAAAGUCCUUUGGGAGAACCCUGUGCCGUUUUAGCCCGAGUGCAGUGGCAAGCAGGUCCCUGGUCUCAGCAAGAGUCCAGACCACAGGAGGGGGAAGUGGUCGGUAAAGCUGAGGAGGGUUUUCAAUGUCUCACAGGGGGGAAAUUUAACUCUGAGACAUAUGAUGAGAUCGAAGAUGGGACAGGCCACGUUUCCCAGAGGCCUCUGGUGCCCGCGUCACCUGACUUCACCAUGGCGACCUCAGAGGGGAGCUGGCUUUCCACCAGCGUGCUGCAGAGUGGCGCAUCGUUAACUCUGUCCUCCGCUCGCCAUUUGCCCCCCUCUUCCGCCAAUCUGCCGCCACCCUCAUCGCCCCCAACCCCGUCAUCGUCAUCCUCGGUGAUCAUGGCCAGCGCCCCGUACUCGGGCAAAGUCCAUUUCUGCCACUGCGGCAAAGCCUUCACGCUGAAGAGCAUGCGCGACCGCCACGUGAAGAUGCAGCAUCUCAACCUGCGGCCGUUCGGCUGCCCCGUCUGCGCCAAGUCCUUCAAGAUGAAACAUCAUCUCACCAAGCACCUGAAGACGCACGGAGGGCUGCGACCUUACGAGUGCGGCGUGUGUGGCAAGAAGGUCAUCUGGAGAGACAGCUUCCUGAGGCACCAAGCCAGAUGCGAGAGGAUCGCGUCCUCCGAUGACAACACGAGCUCGGCUCGGGCCGACAUGGACGGCAGCUACGGUUACGCCUUCGACGGCGGGGACGCCUUUCUCUCAAUGGGAGGACAAGUGAAAGUGGAGGAGGUGGAUUUCCAUGGGGAAAUGGAGGCUGGGAUGAGUGGGUUGCUGGGAAGUGUGUCCGGGAUUGUGGAUGAACUAAGAACUCCAAAUGUGGACACUGGUGGUCAUGUUUACAAAGAGGAGGCAGGAGAGAACUUUGGUGAAACAAAGUAGUAUUCAACCAUAUAAAUAAGUGUCGUUUGAGAAUCUAUAAGGGAUAUUUCAAGAUAUUUAACCGCAACUGUACGAUUUUCUUCCAAUUUUGAAGUGGUUAGAAAUGAAAGGAAAGGACAAGAACAGAAAACAUAUUUGUUCUAAACCUCUUAAUAGAGAGAGAGAGAGAGAGAGAGAGAGAGGCUAAUAAACCUUCGUCGAAUUAGGUCCCUCUCGACUUUAAACAUUUAUAUUAUUAAAACUACAGUGGUACCGCGACCUUCAAGUGACCUACAAGUUUUUCAAGCUAUCGCUCGGGCAAUUUGAUUUAUUUUUUGUCUUGAGUUGCAGGCAAAAAUUUGAGUAUGAGCGCUGAAGCGUGUCAGCGAACUUCACAAUCUUUUAAUUUUGUUGUUACUCUACUUUGUUGUUACUUAUUUUUUAACCAGCGCAUUUCCUUCCGUCACCACAUAGUUUGUGGUUUUGACUUCAAGUUGAGCGGUAUCUCUUAUUAGUUUCAAGUUCGUUGGCCUUUAUCUAUCUGAUUAAGAGUUUUACAACAAAAAUAGGUUGUGUUCUGUGGUAUUUUCUUUCCAUUUCCAACGGCACCUCAAAUUUUGAAGAAAAUCUGAGAAGUGAAGGUUCUUUGUUGAUUUUACAUGGAAUGUUCCACUAGCACAACUCAGUAGUGGCUCUUUUGGAGCAACUUAUGGGCGUUUUAAUGUUACAUUUUGGGAAAAAUACUUUAAGGGAUUGAUGCGCUUAAGUACGUUUGUAGCAAGCAGUGUUGUUACUGUUCUUCAUUAUUUUAAACCUAAAUUUGCACAUGUAUUAUUUGCUUUCCACCUGAAGUGGAACAUGAAAAAUAGACAAAUAGAGUACGGUACAAAUAGAAUGUUUUUUGUCCUAUACAGUUUUGCACUAUGUGAUGGGGUAAAAAAAAAAAAAAAAGUUUUUUUUAUUUUUUAUUAUUAUUAUUUUUUUAAAAUCUACUUGUUCAUGAAGAUGAUGAGUGCUAACAAUUAUUUACACGACUGAAACAUUCAUUCUUUUACGGUGGUGUAAAAUUCACUGGACACUUCAUUCGGUACAUCUUCACAGUCUAGGUCCAACACAAGAUCUCUCUGCUGUUGCAAAGAUCGAAAAAUACACUACGAAAAGAGCGUUAUAGAAUAAGGAUGGAUAGCUUGGUAGUACUGUAUUUGGCCAUUCUUGCGUUGCUAAAUAAGGUAAGCUAUUUUACUACUGCUAAGUAUAACCAGUUUUGAUUUUUUACAUUUUUCUAUUGGUUCUCAUUAGAAUGUGCCUAAUGUUGUGGGCGGUGGGUGUGUAAAAUAAUGCUGAUUAUCUUUGCAGUAUCCUCCUUUAUUCCUUCUGUAAUUAUCUUUUACUGUGUCUCAGGGGCGGUUCUAGCUCAUGUUCAGCGGGCUGGCCAGACUGGGUCCAAGGGUUUUUC